Molecule: messenger RNA, 946 nt
Organism: Chenopodium quinoa (quinoa)
Lineage: Eukaryota; Viridiplantae; Streptophyta; Magnoliopsida; Caryophyllales; Amaranthaceae
Exons: 5
Coding region: 101-847 (248 amino acids)
Source: RefSeq, a predicted model, not a curated record
AAACAAUACAAUACCCAUACUCAUUUUCCUAACUUAUGUAUUAAACAUAAACCCAAGUGCCCUGAGCAGUUGAGCUGAUUGUUGAGUGAGUGAAGAAGUGAUGUUCUCAGCAUUAAAUUUGCGGGCAUCAACCCCUGCAAUCCACCGUUUCAAAGUCGCCGGAAACCUAACUUUAUCGCAACCUCCGCCGUCUUCUCUCCGUCUCCCGACUCGCCGCUUCACCGUACUUUCCGUUCAAUCGCCGGAAAAUGUGGCUUCCUCUGAACCGUCGAUUUCUUCCGAAUUCAUCUCCUCCGUUGGAUCCCCUUCUCUUCAACUCCCUCAUUCUACUCUCACGCAUCGUCACAUUACCGUCUUGAACAUCCUCGCUUGUGCGGUUGCUAUAUCAACGACUUGGCUAUUCUGCUCGGCAAUUCCCACACUUUUGGCCUUCAAGAGAGCAGCUGAAUCGUUGGAGAAGCUAUUAGAUGUCACGAGAGAAGAGCUUCCAGACACAAUGGCAGCAGUUCGCUUGUCUGGAAUGGAGAUCAGUGACUUAACUAUGGAGCUAAGUGAUUUGGGGCAGGAAAUAACACAAGGUGUUAAACAGUCUACUCGUGCUGUACAUGUCGCAGAGGAAAAAAUGCGUCAAUUUGCAAACAUGACAUCAACAGCACCAAUGCAGAUAGUCAGCACCAGAGCAACAUCAAUAGUUGAGCCCGCGUUAGCUAAAUCUGCAAGAGGCAUGCGAGAGGGCAUUGUAAAGGGUCGUUCAAUGAUCCAAAUGUUAUUUGCUCUCACUGGAUUUUCUAGGUCGGUCGUCAAAUUUCUUUCAAAUAGAUCUAGGCUUAGAUCCUUGAAUAAAUAAUUUUGAUGAUAAGAGCAGUAAGAAUGUAAGAUUCAUUUUCACUUUUGUACAUAUGAAUAGAUUUCAUUGAUGCUAGGUAGCAAAGCAUCACUUGCCAAA